AUGCCCACUAUCUCGGUCGACAAGGCCGCGCUCUUCGAAGCGUUGGGUCAAACAUAUACUACCGAAGAAUUCGACGAGCUCUGCUUCGAAUUCGGCAUUGAACUGGACGAAGAUACCACGGACCAGGACCGACCCAUUGUCGACGGAGUGCAGGAGCCCCCGCAACUGAAGAUCGAGAUCCCCGCCAACCGAUAUGAUUUGCUCUGUAUUGAAGGAAUUCAGUUGAUGCUCAACAUCUUCCUCGGCCGGAAACCACUGCCCGAGUACAAGCUGUCUCAGCCCGCUGAACUGCAGGAAAUUAUUGUCAAGGAAGACACCACAAGAAUCAGACCCUACGUCUCUGGCGCUAUCCUUCGCGGAGUCAAGUUCGACAAGGCCCGUUAUGAGUCCUUCAUUGCGCUCCAAGAUAAGCUUCACCAAAACUUGGCCCGUCAACGAACUCUGGUUGCCAUUGGUACUCACGACCUCGACACUGUCAAGGGCCCUUUCACCUAUGAGGCCCUCCCUCCUAAGGACAUCAAAUUCACUCCCUUGAACCAGACCCAGGAGAUGAACGGAGAGGAAUUGAUGGCCUUCUACGAUAAGCACCAACAAUUGGGCAAGUAUUUGCACAUCAUCCGUGACUCCCCCGUCUACCCGGUCAUCUACGAUGCCAACCGCACCGUUUGCUCCCUGCCUCCUAUCAUCAAUGGCGAUCACUCCAAGAUCUCUAUGGAAACCACCAACAUCUUCAUCGAGAUGACUGCCACUGACCAAACGAAGCUUGAGAUUGUGAACCGUAUGAUGGUCACCAUGUUCUCUCAAUACACUACCGAGCCUUUCACUAUUGAGCCCGUCAAGAUUGUUUCCGAACACAACCAGCAGACUCGUAUCACCCCUGACAUCGCCCCACGUAUUGCCCAUGCCGAAGUGUCUUAUAUCAACCAAUGCUGUGGCUUGGACCUCAGCCCCUCUGAGAUCAGCACUCUGCUGAAGAAGAUGUCUUUCCGCGCCAGACCUUCCACCCAAAACCCCGACACCAUUGACUGCGACAUCAUGGAGGACGUUGCUAUCGCCUACGGCUUCAACAAGCUCCCCAAGUCCUUCCCCAGCAAGUCUGGCACCAUUGCCCAGCCUCUCCCCAUCAACAAGCUGUCCGAUGUGAUCCGCAUUGAGGCCGCCAUGGCCGGCUGGUCCGAGGUCAUGCCUCUGAUUCUCUGCUCGCACGAUGAGAACUUCGGGUGGUUGAACCGCAAAGACGAUGGUACCAGUGCCGUCAAGCUGGCCAACCCCAAGACCACCGAGUUCCAGAUCGUUCGCACAAGUCUUCUCCCCGGUCUUCUGAAGACCAUCCGCGAGAACAAGGCCCACUCCCUGCCCAUGAAGAUCUUCGAGGUCAGCGACGUUGCCUUCAAGGACCUGUCCCUGGAGCGCAAGUCUCGCAACGAACGACACUUUGCUGCCGCCUGGUACGGUCGUAACAGCGGUUUCGAGAUUGUACACGGUCUCAUGGACCGUGUUCUGGCUAUGCUCCGGAGCGCCUUCGUCCCCAACGACGAGGACGCUAAGGACGUCGGCAUGAACGAGUCAUCGUACUACAUCAAGGAGCUGGAUGAUCCCACCUAUUUCCACGGUCACGCUGCUUCCGUCCACGUUCGCAUCGGCGGCAAGGACCUCGUCGUUGGUUCCUUUGGUAUCCUGCACCCCACCGUGCUGGAGAAGUACGAACUCAAGAACCCCGUCAGUACCCUGGAGAUCAACAUCGAGCCUUUCCUGUAG
Molecule: messenger RNA, 1758 nt
Organism: Penicillium manginii
Lineage: Eukaryota; Fungi; Ascomycota; Eurotiomycetes; Eurotiales; Aspergillaceae
Product: phenylalanine--tRNA ligase subunit beta
Exons: 10
Coding region: 1-1758 (585 amino acids)
Biological process (GO): phenylalanyl-tRNA aminoacylation
Cellular component (GO): phenylalanine-tRNA ligase complex; cytoplasm
Molecular function (GO): ATP binding; phenylalanine-tRNA ligase activity; RNA binding
Source: RefSeq, a predicted model, not a curated record